UUUUCCCCCACUCGCCAGUACAACUCAGCUGUACAGCCCCGCCUUGAUGCCUAAAUGUUAACAUAUCAAUGAUCACAUCAAGAUGUUAUCUUUCUAGGGAGUGAAUAGUUUCCGACGCAGUUCCGUUAGCUCAAAAUCUACUCAAGAAGCCGCUGUUGUUAUCGUCAAAACGGCCCGUCUAGCUUUAGCUUUCACGGCGUAGGUUCUGCUGUGAACGAGACCCAUGUAAGAGGUGACAGUUCGUUAGCAUUAGCUGUUGUAUGUGUGAACGACUGUAACGUUAUGCCGUGACGUUUGACGAGUUUGGGGAUUUACGGAGCUGUCUGGCUGCUUUGUCGGACUAGCUGGGAAGCUAAUUUGGCGUUAGCAUGGCGUCAGACACAAGCGACACCGAAGAGUUUUUUGAUGCCCCUGAAGACGUAACUUUUACACCACCUCCAAAAGAGUCGCCUGCAAAGUUUGUCAUUCCUACACCCCAGCUCUCACAAAGUGCAGUUAAUGCUGCGGUGCAGGAUGCUGCGUGUGCCGCAUCUGAACCUCGGCAGGAUGACCCCUUACAGAUCAUUGACAGCAUCAUUGAGGAGAGUCAGAAAGGAGAUGUUGGAGAGGUAGCUCAGCUUUUAGAUCAUCUCCAUGUUGACGUGAGAGCAGAGGCGGAGCCAAGGCAACAGCAGAACUCGGAAGGAGUCGACGGGGAUCAAGAAGCACCGGCUUCUGCACUAGAACUUGCCAAGAGGCCGGAAGAACCGGAGAGAAGCGCAGCAGCAAAUGGAGAGCACUCUUUCCCUGAUCCUGAAGCCGCAGAUGCUCCGGGGCCAUCGGCCGCCUCUCAAGAGCAAGUUCAGCCUCCGGACGUCACCAGGACUAUUGGCCAGAGUCAGCCUGAUGGGGCUGGCGUGUCUGCUGAAGGCGGUCGGGACUGCAGACCUGCAGACAUCUUGGACCAGGUUCCUAUGACAGACAGGCCAUCGGACUCCGACUCGCCAGGGCCGAUGAAGCCUCCACGACAGUUCACAGUAGAACCGGAUAUCGUAGCUAGCACUAAGAAGCCCCCUCCCUCACGGCCGCCCCCUCCCAGUGGAGGCCCUCCACGGAGGCCUCCUCCUCCGUCAUGGCAGAGCUUACCGUCCAAAAAGUCACAGGAGUGUUUGAGGCCCAGUGGGCUAGAAGUAUUUGUAGUGAGUUCAGGCAGUUCUGGCUCUCUGGAGCCGUCCGGCCUGGUGUCUCCCUGCGGCACAGGAAAGAGUCUAAGUAAGGACCUGCAGCAUUCCUUGGAUUUGGCGAGCGCCACCAGUGGGGACAAAGUGGUGACGGCACAGGAAAAUGACGAUGAGCAGGCUUCAUCGCAAAGUGGAGGACAGACCCCCGGCCCUCAGCGUCCACGCUCCAACUCUGGGAGAGAACUGACCGAUGAAGAAAUCUUGGCGAGUGUGAUGAUCAAGAAUUUAGACACUGGGGAGGAGAUCCCGCUCAUUCAGGCAGAAGAGAAACUACCUGCAGGGAUCAACCCCCUCACUCUGCACAUCAUGAGAAGGACCAAAGAGUACAUCACUAACGAUGCAGCUCAGUCAGACGACGACGAUAAGUCACAAACUCAGCUGACCGAAGCAGAUGGAGGAAAGCUGAAACAGAGAACAACUCAGUUAAAAAAAUUCUUUGGGAAAUCUGUGAAGAGGGCCAAACAUCUCGCUGAAGAGUACGGAGAGAAGGCCGUCAACAAAGUAAAGAGCGUGCGGGAUGAAGUGUUCCACACAGAUCAGGACGACCAGUCAUCCAGUGACGAUGAGGGGAUGCCUUACACGCGACCCGCCAAGUUCAAGGCAGCCCACGGUUUCAAGGGCCCCUUUGACUUCGAUCACAUCAAAGUCGUGCAGGACUUGAGCGGGGAGCACACGGGGGCUGUUUGGACCAUGAAGUUCUCUCACUGUGGGCGACUGUUAGCGACUGCAGGCCAAGAUAACAUCGUCCGCAUCUGGGUCCUGAAAACUGCCUUUGAUUAUUUCAAUAACAUGAGAAUAAAGUACAACACUGACGGUCGAGUUUCUCCUUCCCCCUCUCAAGAAAGUUUAUGUUCCUCUAAGUCGGACACUGAUCCAGGGGCAAGUUGUUUACCUGAGGACCCAGACAGUGAAGACAGAAACGCUCCUUUCCGACAAAUACCCUUCUGCAAGUACAAGGGCCACACGGCUGACCUGCUGGACCUCUCCUGGUCCAAGAACUUUUUCCUGCUCUCCUCUUCCAUGGAUAAAACAGUCAGGUUAUGGCACAUAUCGCGGAGGGAGUGCCUCUGCUGCUUCCAGCACAUUGAUUUUGUUACAGCCAUCGCUUUCCACCCCAGAGACGACAGAUACUUUUUAAGUGGUUCCUUGGAUGGAAAACUUCGACUUUGGAAUAUACCUGACAAAAAAGUCGCAUUGUGGAAUGAAGUAGACGGGCAAACUCGACUCAUCACUGCUGCUAACUUCUGCCAAAAUGGGAAAUACGCCGUGAUUGGUACCUAUGAUGGUCGAUGCAUCUUCUACGACACAGAGCGACUAAAAUACCACACUCAAAUCCAUGUGAGAUCCACCAGAGGCAGGAACAGAGUCGGACGCAAAAUUACAGGAAUUGAACCUUUGCCAGGAGAAAACAAGAUUUUGGUGACUUCAAAUGAUUCCCGCAUUCGCCUGUACGACCUGAGGGAUUUGUCUUUAUCCAUGAAGUACAAGGGUUACGUCAACAGCAGCAGCCAAAUAAAGGCCAGCUUCAGCCACGACUACUCCUUCAUUGUCAGCGGCUCAGAGGAUAAAUAUAUCUACAUCUGGAGCACCUACCACGACCUGAGCAAAUUCACGUCUGUACGGCGGGACCGCAAUGACUUCUGGGAAGGGAUUAAAGCACACAAUGCAGUGGUCACUUCUGCCGUAUUCGCCCCCCAUCCAAGCCUCAUCGUUCCACAGGAAGCCGGAGCGGAGAAGCCGGAAGCAGACAGCAAGAGUCUGGACUCCACAGACUCUGAAACCAUACCGUCAGGAGCACUAAAGACGGAUCACACGGAGGUUCUUCUCUCCGCUGACUUCACUGGAGCCAUCAAGGUUUUCAUCAAUGUGAAGAAGUACUGAGCACUUCAGAGCUCAUCAAAAACGUCCUGUUGAAUUAAAAGUACUUGUCAGGAGUCUAUGAUCAUCUUUUUGUCUAUCGGUUAUUGUUCAAAGAAAAUGGAUGGGAGAGACUCAUUUAUAUAGCCUUGUUCUGUUUUUUUUAUCUUUCAUACCAGGUGACUGUGAAAAUUUUUGCUUUUAGAUAUCAAGAGAUAAGCGGUUGUAUUCACGUGUACAUUUGUGCUGCAGCGGGACGAUUACCUGCUGCAGUUUGGGCACCUUACUCGUUUCUUUGGCUUUCACAUUUCAGCAAAAUUAUUCAAAAGAUUUAACAUUUUUAAAAAAGUAUUUCAUUUAAUAACUGACAAGAAAUCUCCAAAGUAUUUUUGCCUUCAAAUUCUAUUUUUUUUAACAGCUUCUGAGGCUUUCCUUUAAAAUAUUUCAGCAGACGUGAAUGCAGUUAACUAUGAUUAGGGCUGUUUUUUUUCAGAAACACUACUGGUUCUAAAGUAAAGCACAUUUCAUGAUGGUGGGCCUUCAAAUCUGUAACAUUUACUGAUUUUUGUAAACAAAAUGUUCUAGUACUUUGCUCAAUAAAAAACUCCUCAAAAACAA
Molecule: messenger RNA, 3695 nt
Organism: Oryzias melastigma (Indian medaka)
Lineage: Eukaryota; Metazoa; Chordata; Actinopteri; Beloniformes; Adrianichthyidae
Gene: wdr44
Product: WD repeat domain 44
Exons: 21
Coding region: 369-3101 (910 amino acids)
Molecular function (GO): protein binding
Source: RefSeq, a predicted model, not a curated record